GCCUCACCUAGGGCCGAUGUCAUAGUCAGUGAAGGUACGGCAACCUAAGCAAGACGGAACUACAACAGACCAUCUUGGAAACACUGUAAGCUUUCAAAGUACGCGAGAUGGCCUCAUCAGAUGGUCGGAUUGCCACUAUAAGGAUUCUUCAAAGAGGAUACGUGACAGCUGUCUUCUUGAUGGGAGCUAUUUUUGUGGUCUUUUAUUUUUCAGUACAGUACAGUGCUGACAUUACUGACUACACUCCUCAAAUUAAUGAAUUAAAAAAUUACAAUAAAUUAAAGUUGGGGAUCAGAUACACCACUCAGGUAUUUUCACAGCCAAAAUGCAAAGCAAACAUGUCGGUUGCUGACAUGAAAGAUUUCAGCUCUCUUCCUGAUGUUAUAAAAAACUUCCUCUACUACCGCCACUGUCGCCAUUUUCCUAUGCUGCAGGACCUGCCAGACAAAUGUGGUGGAGUUAACAGAUCCAAAGACGUCUUCCUUUUGCUUGUCAUUAAAAGCUUCCCUUUGAAUUACGAACGCCGGGAGGUGCUGCGUAAAACCUGGGCUAAAGAGAGGUUCCACAAGGGUGCGUGGAUUCGACGGAUAUUCAUCUUAGGAACGAUGGGUUCUGGGGAGCAAAUUGAAAAAACAAACAAACUACUAAAGGCGGAGCACGAUGAAUUCAAUGACAUCCUCCAGUGGGACUUCAGCGACACAUUUCACAACCUCACCCUGAAGCAGAUACUCUUCCUUCAGUGGAUGGAGAAAAACUGUCCAAAUGCUCGCUUCCUGUUUAAUGGAGAUGAUGAUGUGUUUGCCAACACUAACAACAUGGUGGAGUAUCUCCAAAGCCUUCCUGACAAUGAUGAAAGUAAGCACCUUUUCACUGGCUACUUGUUCCAAGAUGAAAAGGUUGUCAGGUGGGUAGGAAGCAAGUAUUUUAUUCCAGUCCAGAUACAGGAGUCAAACACAUACGAACCUUACUGUGGAGGAGGGGGUUACCUUCUGUCCGGGUACACGGCACGGGUGAUAAAUAGGAUUUCUCAGUCCAUUACCAUUCAUCCAAUCGAUGAUGCUUACAUGGGGAUGUGUCUGUCCAAAGCAGGACUUUCACCUUCCUCUCAUGUCGGUGUGAAAACUCUAGGAUUAAAUAUGCCAUCUAAAGGAACAGAUAAUCUUGAACCUUGCUAUUUGAGAGAUCUUCUACUGGUGCACAGAUACCUACCAGCUGAUAUGUAUCUAAUGUGGAAACAAGUUCACGAUACCAAUUUGAAAUGUAGUAAAAACUGAGAUAAGAACUCUGGUCUGGCACAUUAAGGGAGAAAGUUCAGGACUGUGCAGUUGGAUGAUGCAUAGAUCGUACCCUGAUGUUAUGCUGCUGACUGGGACGCCGGAGUGUAACCGUUGUUACAGCUUUUUCCACAUUGCAAGAAGGUCUGUGGUUUUUAGCUUGGAAUUUUCCUGCUGUACCUAUCCAUAAGUGGGUUUGCUCUGGACACACCGGCUUCCUCCCACUGUGCAGGACAAGAAGAUGUCAGAGGUUAACUGUUCCUUAAUUGCUCUUAGAUGUAAGUAUGUGUUUGCAUGGUUGUUUGUCCUGUGUGUCUCUGUGACGCAUAUGAUGGACUGGUGACCUGUCCAAGGUGUACGCUGGCUCUAGCCCAUUGACUGCUGGACAGGAGCACCACUUCCAACAACCACAAAAUGUCUUUGAUUAGAAAACACAUCUCUGUCACUGCUGUAACAUCUUUAACAAAAAACCUUUUUUAACUUAUUGCCUCUUAAAGGGCCAAACAUGUUUUACAAAGUACCUUAUGUGAAGACUUGAAUGUGACUCUGCCAUCCCACACAGACAAGACACUAUUGGUUGGAUGUUUCUGUUCGUCAGAGGUGGCAACUCCUGAAACAACCGACCUUCCACCAUCAAUGCACAAAUUUUAAGAUUUUCUAAAAUCACUUUAAGGAAUGGAUGUCCUCAAACUUGUGUCCAUAGUAAAUUUGAACAGAUUAAAUUGUAUUUUGGGACAUGAAAUGUGAUGAUUUCUUUUAUGCUAAUGAAAACUAUUGCUGUAUAAUUCUGCGGAAAAGACCAGGGUUGGAGAACGGUAGACAUGAUUUGUCCAAAUAUUUGCAAAUGUUUCUUUUCUAUUUAAUAUUUACGUUUGAUGCAAAGUUUAUUUACUGUGAGGCAAACAUUUGUCAAAAUGUGGAUAAAGAUCAUUUGCAUAAA
Messenger RNA from Girardinichthys multiradiatus, 2214 nucleotides. Its product is annotated as N-acetyllactosaminide beta-1,3-N-acetylglucosaminyltransferase 3-like. Gene Ontology annotation, cellular component: membrane. The record is from RefSeq and is a predicted model, not a curated record. Gene Ontology annotation, molecular function: hexosyltransferase activity. NCBI's taxonomy places the organism in Eukaryota, Metazoa, Chordata, Actinopteri, Cyprinodontiformes, Goodeidae. The coding region runs from base 108 to 1274 and encodes 388 amino acids. The transcript has 2 exons.